This is a messenger RNA of Rotaria sp. Silwood1, 1962 nucleotides long. The record is from the annotation of a GenBank genome assembly. Lineage: Eukaryota; Metazoa; Rotifera; Eurotatoria; Philodinida; Philodinidae.
AUGCCUCUAUCACGUGUUAUUCUUCAACGUACACUUGUUCGUGGUAAACAAUGUUCAAAUAAUCAAUAUGAUACACAAAAUUCCUAUAGAGUUCAAAAUAAUUAUCAAGAUUCCUCGUUUGACACUGAUUUAUCACAAACAAAACAUCAUAAUGAACGAUUGAAACAAAAAUAUGAUAAUUCUGGAAAAUUGAUAUAUGCUUACGAAGAAACAUUAUUACCUGAAUGUCAUAAAGCUUUUCGUAGUCAUUGUAAUCAAAGAACCUAUGAUAUGACUUCAUAUUACUUGGCAUCAUAUUUAUCAUCAAUGACAAAUGAUAAUUCCAAAUCAUCAAAUAAUGCAAUGUGUAUGGUAAGCGAAUGGUCAUCAUGGUCACAUUGUUCUGUAACAUGUGGUACAGGAAUGCGUACUCGUUCUCGUACAAUGUUGAAAGGUCGAGAUAAUCCUCAAUGUCAAUCAGAAUAUCAAUUAAUGGAAAAAGAAACAUGUCAUGGAAUGAAACCAUUAUGUGAACAAGGCUGUUUAACAGAUAUAAUAGAAAAAAAACGUAUAUGUAUGCAAUCCCUUGAAACUGGUACAUGUACACAAUAUGAACGACGUUUUUAUUUUAAUUUGGAUAUGAGUAAAUGUCUUGAGUUUGAUUAUAGUAGUUGUGGUGCUAAUGAUGAUAAUUUUCUUACACGUGAUGCAUGUGAAGAUACAUGCGAUAUUUUAUUACGUGGACGAACAGAGGAUGGUAAAGAUACACGUUGUAUGACAUUACCAUGGUCAGAAUGGAGUGCUUGUUCAUCUGUUUGUAGACGUGGAACACAAGUUCGAUUUCGUGCAUAUAAAGUAAAAUUUUUAGCUAUGGGUUUUUCACAAAUAUAUCGUUUAUCAGAUACACGAAAAACAAUGAUUAAAAGUAUGGAAACAGCUGAAAAAAAAAAUAAAUGUAUGCAACCAUUUGAACCAGAUCCAUGUACAAAAUUUAUUAAUCGAUUCUCUUUUGAUGUAACAACACGUAAAUAUUCAAACUUCCAAUACGAUGAAUGUAGAGGCGAUGAAAAUAAUUUUAUGACACAAGAUGAAUGUGAAGCUAUGCGGGAUGAACUUAUUCAAAAUCAUAAAUCAAAUAUAGGUUUUUUUUCUAAGACGCAUGAUCGUUUUUUUCUUAUUUCAAUUAGUGAAUGGUCAUCAUAUAUAAAUGCUAUCUGUCAUCAACUAGGUACACAAAUUCGAACAAGAAUGUAUGCAAAUAAACGAGCAGCGAUAGCUGCACAUUGUACAGAACAUUUGGAACAACAAUGUACACUUGAUGGUGAUAAUAAUCAGUCGAAAAAUAAACAGAAAGAAAUGAUGAUGACGAAUAUACCAAAAGCAGUUGAUCGACCUUGUCAUCCAUGUUGUGCAUGUGAUGAAGCUAAAUUUCAAUUUACAUUUCAAGGUCUUUGGUCAAAACAAUCACAUCCAAAAGAUUGGCCAGCUGAACAUCUUCUUCAUUGGUCUGAUAUCAUUGGAGCUGUUCACAGUGAAGAAUAUUCAUUAUGGAAUUUUGGUGAUAUUGCAAGUAAUGGUCUUAAACAAACUAAAUUGGGUGUUAUUCGUAAUUUGAUGAUUGUACCUGGUCUUUGGACAGUUAAUAUAAGUAAAACAACUACAGGUGCUUUUACAACUUCAAGAAAUCAUCAUUUCUUAUCAUUUGUUACUAUGCUUGGACCAUCACCUGAUUGGAUUACUGGUGUAUCUGCUCUUGAUUUGUGUCUUCCAAAUUGUACAUGGUUAGAUAACUAUGAAGAAUUACAUCAUCCAAUUGAUGCUGGAACAGAUAUGGGCGUUCGAUAUGAUGGUCCUAAACGACCGGAGAAUCCGCGUAAACCAAUUGCACCAAUUGUUUCAAGCAAUCAACCACCUCCAUUUGCUAAAUUGAGUAUUAAACCGAUUAUGGUACAAGGUGUAGCUUGUCCAAAUGGUCGACCAUAA